Choloepus didactylus (southern two-toed sloth) is the source of this 1668-nucleotide messenger RNA. RefSeq names its product four and a half LIM domains 3 (gene FHL3). Gene Ontology annotation, cellular component: stress fiber; nucleus; Z disc. NCBI's taxonomy places the organism in Eukaryota, Metazoa, Chordata, Mammalia, Pilosa, Megalonychidae. The record is from RefSeq and is a predicted model, not a curated record. The transcript has 6 exons. Gene Ontology annotation, molecular function: actin binding; transcription coregulator activity. Bases 179 to 1021 code for a protein of 280 amino acids. Gene Ontology annotation, biological process: actin cytoskeleton organization.
GGCCGUGCUCUCACUAGCCCACAGUCCGGCUCCAGCCCGCAGCCUCGCCGGCAGCUUGCCCGGUCCCUGCUCGGCCCCGCCGGCAGGUAGGAGCCGCCGACGGACACGGCCCCCGGUUUCUUGCCCCACCCCCGCGAGCGCUGCGCCCCGCUUCGAGGCUCCCCAGCACAUCACCGCCAUGAGCGAGGCCUUUGACUGUGCAAAAUGUGGUGAAUCUCUGUAUGGCCGUAAAUACAUCCAGACGGACGGUGGCCCCCACUGCGUGCCCUGCUAUGACAACACUUUUGCCAACACCUGUGCUGAGUGCCAGCAGCUAAUCGGGCAUGAUUCGAGGGAGCUGUUCUAUGAAGACCGCCACUUCCACGAAGGCUGCUUCCGCUGUUGCCACUGCCAGCGCUCCCUGGCCGAUGAGCCCUUCACCUGCCAGGACAACGAUCUGCUCUGCAAUGACUGCUACUGCAGUGCCUUCUCCUCACAGUGCUCUGCCUGUGGGGAGACUGUCAUGCCUGGGUCCCGGAAGCUGGAGUAUGGAGGCCAGACAUGGCAUGAGCACUGCUUCCUGUGCAGCGGCUGUGAGCAGCCACUGGGCUCCUGUUCCUUUGUGCCUGACAAGGGUGCUCACUACUGUGUGCCCUGCUAUGAGAACAAGUUUGCGCCCCGCUGUGCCCGCUGCAGCAAGACACUGACACAGGGUGGUGUGACGUACCGUGACCAGCCCUGGCACCGGGAAUGCCUGGUCUGCACCGGGUGCAAGACACCCCUGGCGGGGCAGCAGUUCACCUCCCGGGAUGACGAUCCUUACUGUGUGGCCUGUUUUGGGGAACUCUUUGCACCCAAGUGCAGCAGCUGCAAGCGCCCCAUCACAGGACUCGGUGGGGGCAAGUAUGUGUCCUUUGAAGAUCGCCACUGGCACCAUAGCUGUUUCGCCUGCGCCCGCUGCUCCACCUCCCUGGUGGGCCAAGGCUUCGUGCCGGAUGGAGACCAAGUGCUGUGCCAGGCCUGCAGCCAGGCAGGGCCCUGAACCAGGGUGUCUGGGCCCAGGCCCUCCUGAACCAGUGCUCCAGGACUUGCAGCUCCCUUUCCAAUCCACCUCUGAGACACAGCUCCUCCCCAAAAUGAGGUUCCUCCUGGCCUCCAGGAUUCAGCCUCCCCCUCCCAACAUCCCCAAACUGGUACUCUCUGACUGAGGGUCCCCAAACUUGGACUAAAAGGAAGCCUCUAGGAUUCAAGGCCCCCCCCCCACACACACACACACACCACCACCACCACCACCAAACCAGGACUCUAGAACUCAGCUCCCUCAUCUAUCCAAAUCAGGGCUCUAGACCUCAGCCCUCCACACAUGGACUCAGACCCAGGCCCCCUUAAGUCUAGACUUUCCUCCAGAGAUUUUAUGUCUCCUGAGGGUGCCUGAGAAGUCCUCAAAACUGGACUGUACUCAGGCCUGACACCCCCAUCCCCCAAUCACCAAGGCUGGGGCUGUCAGGGCAGCAGAGCAGCAGGGGUUGCUGGUUGGGGGAUCCUAGGGUGCAGGGCUCUGCCUAGCCCAUGUCCAUCAAGUGUCUUCUCAUUUCAUUUCAGUCCGAUUUUGUCCAGAGGUGGACAGAGGGGUGGGCAUGGCUCACCCCCUUUCCAGGUUCUGCAAUAAAGCAGUGUGAGGAAGCCGGG